CUAGUUUCAGUAGUAAAGUAAAUUCAAUAAAAGUCUAUACAUGUUAUAUUUGAAGAACGUCUGGAUCUUGUGUUAACGUUUUAGCAUACCGUGUGAUUGAUAGAGUUGGAAAUUAGGUUAAUUUUCGAAAUGGAUCUAAAUUUAAAAAGGCCAUAUCCCAGCGUCAGUUCAGAGCAAGUGGUAGCGAAACGGUUAUGUGAGGAACAGAACGAGUUUAUUGCAAAGCUUGAGUUAUUGCUGAAGAAAUCAGAAAAUGAUGACGCAUUUAUUAUUCUUGAUAUAAAAAAGGAAGCUGCGAACAAGUCAGGCAAACAUUAUCAGUCAAUAAUGACUCGAAUCGAAAUUACCGGAAAAUUGGGUGACAAAAGUUUGUGCCAUAAGACAUUUAUCCGUAAGGUACCAGUGAUAAAUGAAACUUUAAAGGCAUCGAUUCGCAGCGAUGAUUUGUUCCGGACAGAGGCUUAUGUGUAUGAGAAUGCGCUAAGUUUUUGGGGUGCCAUCGGCCCUAAGUGCAUAUUGGCACGUCACGAUGAGAUAAUUCUCGAGGAUUUGUGUGCGAGACGAUUUAAUGUCUGUGAAAUAGAAAGAUUCUUCGACCUCGACCAUUGCUUAGCUGUACUACAACUAUUAACAUCGAUGCAUGCAAAAUCUUUGAGUUUGAAGCUGGCAGAUCCGGAAUCUUUUAAAAACUUGAUUGCACCGUUGACGGAGAGUAUAUCGCCCAAUGAUGAUAGUCCUUCGCUAAGUACUUCUUACGAGAACGGAAUUGCAAUAGCGCUCCAAAUUUUGUUGUCGAUUAAUACGAACGACCCAAAAGUCGAACGUGCAAUCAACUUUUUGCUCUUCUAUCAAAAUAACGUGGUUGCUACGAUGAAGGACCUUAUGAUACCUAAAGAUGGUAACGAUAAAUACUGGGUUAUCACUCAUGGAGAUCUUUGGAAGGAUAACAUUAUGUUUCAUUAUGAUAAUGAUACUGGCCGAAUCGUUAGUAUCAAGAUGUUUGAUUUCCAGAUGACGAGGUACGCCUCUCCGGCGCUCGACUUUAUCUACUUCCUGUAUACAUCUAUUCGACCCGAGGUUAUCCGGGUCGACCUUGAUAGUAUGAUAGCCGAAUAUGAGACUUUUUUCCUUCAUAGUCUUCGUUGCUAUGAUGUAUACGAGUAUGAUCUCGUGCCUUUUACACAACCUGGAUGGUUCGCCAAAGAACUUAAACAAUACGGUCUGCUUGGACUUUUCACCGCACUUAAUACUAUUCAUACCGUUUUUAUAGAUAAGGAAAGGGCUCAGCUCUAUGAACAAUGCAAAAUUUCUGAAGUCUUCAUCCCGCCCGUUCUGACAGAUUUACCAGAAAAAAAUGAAAAGAUACUAUUUAUGAUCGAUCAUUUCAUUACGUAUUUCGCAAACAAUUCUUAAUGCAACAAAUUUCAAGAUAGUUCGAUUUUUACUGGCGACAGAAAUCUAGUUAUGUUUCGUUAUAAAAUUGUCGUCGUUACAUUUUUAAAUUAGUAUAUAUUUUCUAUGCGUUAGUAUUUACAUCAAAGCGAGUUGCAAUAUAAAGAGUAAUUUGUGUAAAUAGUAUUUUUUAUACCUUAGUUAGAAUUAAAAAAUGAUAUUGUUAUAAAUUGUUUAUAUAGGAUAUAUUUUAUAAAUGUGUAAAUAGUGUCGCUUAAUUGAUUUUAAUAUUCACACCAGUGCUGCAUAUGGUCUUUGAAAUUUAAUCGUCAGACUAUUUUACUUCCUAACUUUUAACCAAAUUGUAUAGCAUAUUUAUGUAGCUGUAUUUUUAUGUUAUGUGCGAAACUUAAUUUUAUUUACACUAAUCACGUGAACUCGUGAAAAAGAAAGAUGUAAUUGUAUUUUUGCACAAUUUUAAUACUGGCAGAAUUGCUCAGUGUUGUAUCUGUAUGGGCUAUCUUUUUCAAACGACUUAGCAACUCGUAAAUCCUAAGAUCUAAGUCCGCAAAAAUAUAUUGUACCAGCUCAAACUUUUUAGCUUCAAACUUGUACAUUGAACUAUUAUGUAAUAAACGUUUAGAAUACA
Phymastichus coffea is the source of this 2041-nucleotide messenger RNA. RefSeq lists its product as uncharacterized. The record is from RefSeq and is a predicted model, not a curated record. NCBI's taxonomy places the organism in Eukaryota, Metazoa, Arthropoda, Insecta, Hymenoptera, Eulophidae. The transcript is spliced from 6 exons. The coding region runs from base 130 to 1413 and encodes 427 amino acids.